UCUCUUCGAUCUCCACCGCCACCCCCCAAUAUUGUCCUCUCAUUCUCUCCCUCUCAAAAUUUGAUCGAUCUUCUCCAUUUCCAAGGUUUCUGAAAAAGACUAUAAUGAGGAAACCUUGCUGUGAGAAGCAAGAUACCAAUAAAGGAGCUUGGUCCAAGCAAGAAGACCAAAAGCUCACAGAUUACAUUCGAAAACACGGCGAAGGUUGCUGGCGUACCCUCCCUCAGGCUGCAGGCCUCCUACGGUGCGGUAAAAGUUGUAGGCUGAGAUGGAUAAACUAUCUACGGCCGGACCUUAAAAGAGGCAACUUUGCUGAAGACGAAGAAGAUCUCAUCAUAAAGCUUCAUGCACUCCUAGGCAACCGGUGGUCGUUAAUAGCUGGGAGAUUGCCGGGACGUACGGACAAUGAAGUGAAAAACUACUGGAACUCUCACCUAAGAAGAAAGCUCAUAAACAUGGGUAUUGAUCCGAAUAAUCACCGGUUGAGCAACAAUCGCCCUCGCCUUGACCAACCCCCGAAUUUUACAUCCUCUUGUGCAACAUUAUCUGAUCAUCAGUUGAAAUGCCCUCCUCAUCAUCAUCCAAAAUCCCGAGGCGAAAACGAUCAAGUCUCUGACGCCGGAAGUUGCUUCGAGGAGGACUCGAGUGGCAUGGCGGCGGAUUUAAACCUUGAUCUAAAAAUAAGCAUUCCUUUUACUUCACUUGCUAAUGCCGAAGAGGAGCAAAAACAUAAUAUUGCGUGUAAUUCAUCGACAGAGCUAGACUUCAGUGCUACUACUCCCUCUCCUGCGCUUCUGCUCUUUAGAUAAUUCCACCAAACUUUCAAGUACGUGGAACUGAAUUUUGUUUUGGAAGAAAUGGUCAUUAAGGCAUAGAAUUUGCGCAGAAAGGAAAAGAAAUUGAGGUGAAAUGUAGGAAAGAGAACCCCAAGAGUCAAAAGCAGGCAUAUCAGCCACUCGAUCUUACAUUAAUGUUAGCUUACAACGCAUUGUGGCCGUUCGAUCAGAUGGGGCACAUGAUCAUCGUGUAUCUGAUUAAUUACCCAAGAGAUUAUUUUUCUUGCCAGUUUAUAAAUUCCCCAAUAUUGUCGAGAUAGAUUGAUUCCAUUGGGUCAGAAUACCUGUAUUAAUAAUAAGCAAUUAAUUAAUGUUGUUUUAAUCUUGUA
This is a messenger RNA of Corylus avellana, 1165 nucleotides long. Its product is annotated as myb-related protein 308. NCBI's taxonomy places the organism in Eukaryota, Viridiplantae, Streptophyta, Magnoliopsida, Fagales, Betulaceae. The record is from RefSeq and is a predicted model, not a curated record.